UCGCAGAAAGAGGUGGAUUCCAGUGCCCGCUACGUGGAACAGUACUUUCACCGUCCGUUGACUUUUGAAGAGCGUGAUCAGCUCUUCCGCAUUCUGGAGGCUGGCAAGACAGCCAAUGGCAGUGGCGGCGGUGCUGGUGGUGGAGGCAAUGCCAGUGCCGGUGCCAACACUCUGUCCGUCCAGUUGAACCAUGCUUUUCCGCGCUUCCUUCUGGCCCAGAAGAACAGCCUGCGCAACGCCUCUGGCAACCUCGCCAAGUACUACACCUACGUGAAUAUCAGCGCUUCUCUGCACCGUGACCCCGCCACCACGCAGUACUGGUGGGUGCUGGAGGAGGUGGGUCUGGCCGACCCACCCUGCUACGGCACCAUUAAUAACCUCACCGAGGCGGCCAGGUCCUAUCGAUCACCCUUCCGCAGUCUCUCCAUCAUCACCUUCAAUGAGCGCGUUUCAGACAACAUUCUUGGAAAGAUAUUCAGCUCUUACGGUCAAUAA
This is a messenger RNA of Dibothriocephalus latus, 495 nucleotides long. Lineage: Eukaryota; Metazoa; Platyhelminthes; Cestoda; Diphyllobothriidea; Diphyllobothriidae. The record is from the annotation of a GenBank genome assembly.